AAUGGCGUCGCUAUGUGUGAAAAACAGAUAAUCUAUCACACAACCACAACACCGCGCCUUUGAAUGAACAACCGCGAGCGAAUGAAAACAAGAAAGUUGCUACCGUACCGCGAUACAUCGGCCCAAGUUAUUGUUUGCAGUGCAAUAUGUUUUCCUUUGUAAAUUUGUCGCUAUUGAUUGUCGUUAUGCUAUGUACAUUUGAGUUUGCUGAUAGUGGGCUAUGGUCUUGGUUGUUUAGUAGUAAAUCUAAUAAUAACGUGGGGAAGACGAACGCCCCAACCAACACUGAUACUUUAGGAGCUCUUAUUCACUCUGACUCGGUCAUUCCGUUUGAGAUGACAUCAGAAGACGAGAAGUUUCUAGCAGAGGCUAAAAAUGCCAUGCAAUUAUCAGAACUUGAUUCUUGUCAUCACAAGAUAAUCUUAGAACUCCAGUCAGCCUGCAGUCACAUGUCGGAAGAUGAUAUUGCGAAGAUGGGAGUCGCUUUACUAAAUUGCCAGUCAGUGGCAGAAGGAAGAAAAACAUACCGGUGCUCACGUGACAUGNNCUUACAGGACUGCACCAUCAACAUGGACCCUAACACGUGGAACGCCUACCACAUCGUGAGCAACAGAGCGCGCGCCGUGUGCUACGUCGUGCGUCAGCAUCAGUUCCAGCUCAAGACUGAGUUUGCUGUCAACAAGCUGGUGCACGCAACUCAGGGUCAACUGCACGCCAUGAGCAACUUGAAGGAAGAGCAGCAGGAGAUUGGAAGGUCGGCGGCAGCUACGCGUGAAACAAUAGAACAGAGCUAUCAGCAGUUGUUACUCGGCCAACAUCACGUGCAGUCGCGGGUGAGCAACAACCUGCGUGACCUGACCAGAGAAAAGUCGCUCAUAGCUGCUGGACACAAGGAACUCGCCAUGCUGGCCGACGAAAUCAAAGACAAGUUGGAUAUUGCCACGCAGGAGCUGCAAUCUCAGGAUGCCGACAGAAAGAAUAGCCACAAAGAAAUACUCAGCGAUCUCGCAGGGGUCAGGACGAAAGCCAAGGAUGUCUGGGACAAAAUCGACGAGAGCGCGCGUCACGUGAAGCGUUACCGCGCGGAGACGGAGCGGCACUACCGCCGCACGCUCGACGACCUGCGGCGCUUCAACAACACCGUCGCCUACCUCCUAGCCAUCGUCAACGACACGCGCCGCGCCGUCGACGCCCAACUCGGCUGGCUCGUCCACGCCGUCGGCACGACAGAGGACAGCGUCGCGGCGUUGUCGACGUGCGCGCUUCACGUCUGCUACUUCCUCCUGGUGGCGGUGAGCGCGUCGCUGCUGCAGACGCCCGUUCUCUCGCGCGUCGUCUGCCUGCUGCUCGUCCCCCUCAACGCCGCCGCCGAGCUGAAACACAAGAGCAGCCUCGGCUUCUCGGCGAUGACCCUCUUCAUCGCGCUCACCGUGCUAGCUAAUUGGUUUGUAAAAUUUCUGAUGAGUAUUGCCUGGUGGAUAAGUCAUAGGAAGUCAACAUUCUUCCCUGCAGAUGGCGCCGAUACUAACAGACACAUGGAAUCGAUGAACAUUCUCAGGGUUAAUAGAACAAAGUUGGAUGACACCAAUUCAAGUCUGCUAAUUGGAAUGGAAAAACACGUCGAAAAAAGCCCAACGGGGCUGUCGGCCGUGCAGGACAUCUCUACCGUCGGAAGACUACAGAGAUCGCCAUCGUUGCCUGCCCUGCUCGACUGUAGCGAGCUGACAGGCACACCGCCGCCAACGCCAUCUACUGGCAUCGAUAUCUGCUUCACGGAUUCAGAGAUGGGCGACACUCCCAAGCCGACAGCCGUGAGCUUCAUGGAGAAGCUUGCCAAUGCCAGUUUCUCUAGCACACCGCUGAAGCCCGCCGCGGCAAAGCGCCACCUGUUGGAAUCUUUAGAAAGAAGCCUCUUUGCGGAAAACGUUGCCGGCAGAGUCAAGAGGAGGUCGGUGGGUAGAAGUCUAAGCAUGAGCGCCGUCAGGUCACCCUCAAGGUCGUCGAUCACGGGCAUUCCCAGGGUGCACUGCUCGGCGACGACAAAGGCCGGCGCCCCGUGUAAGCUGCUGGCAGUCAGCGGGAAGGAGCGAUGCUUCCACCACAUCGGGGAUCACGAGUGAUAGAUUGAUCGGUGACGGUCUUAUCAGAAACCGGUGUCGUGGAAUCCAGUGGAGUGUCUAACCAAAUAUCACGCGGGGCAAUACAGUGCAGAACUAGACGUAGCAAGUUCUGCGCGUCCGGUCUGCACGUGUGCACCGUAUUUAUGAAGUAUUAUUUUGUACACUUUUUGUGAAUAAUUUGUUUAUGUUUUUUUUUGCACUACACAGUGUCUGAUCUGUGCAUUUUUUUGUUACGAACUUGUCUCAGUUCUUGAGUUCACGCGUUGUGUUUGUCUGUCAUUAAUCAAAAUAGAUGUUUUUUUGAAAUGUUUUGACCUAAUUUUUCAUGCACUGUCCUAAUUAUGUUGUUUGCAGUAUGAUACUGUGUAUUGCAACUCCUUCUGAAUACUACAAAUUAAUUGAUCUCCAUACAAAGUAUUUACCACGAUAUGUUUUUAUAGUCAUAUAUUUACAAUAAAUGUUACCAGCGGUUUUUGAAAAAAAAA
Messenger RNA from Priapulus caudatus, 2605 nucleotides. Its product is annotated as protein brambleberry-like. The coding region runs from base 147 to 2120 and encodes 657 amino acids. NCBI's taxonomy places the organism in Eukaryota, Metazoa, Priapulida, Priapulimorpha, Priapulimorphida, Priapulidae. The transcript has 13 exons. The record is from RefSeq and is a predicted model, not a curated record.